Messenger RNA from Ochotona curzoniae (black-lipped pika), 1413 nucleotides. RefSeq names its product F-box and leucine rich repeat protein 16 (gene FBXL16). Gene Ontology annotation, molecular function: protein binding. The record is from RefSeq and is a predicted model, not a curated record. The transcript has 5 exons. NCBI's taxonomy places the organism in Eukaryota, Metazoa, Chordata, Mammalia, Lagomorpha, Ochotonidae. The coding region runs from base 4 to 1413 and encodes 469 amino acids. Gene Ontology annotation, biological process: SCF-dependent proteasomal ubiquitin-dependent protein catabolic process. Gene Ontology annotation, cellular component: SCF ubiquitin ligase complex.
AAAAUGUCGAGCCCGGGCCUGGAUGGAGAGCGCAAGCCCCCUUGCGUGCCGCGGAACGGCCUAGUGAAGCUGCCCGGCCAGUCCAACGGCCUGGGCACAGCCAGCAUCACCAAGGGGACGCCCGCCACCAAGAACCGCCCCUGCCCACCCCCACCCCCGCCCAGCCUGGCUGCCCCCUUGCUGUCCCGGGCUGCUCUGGCUGGGGGUCCCUGUCCCCCGGCAGGUGCACCUGGACCCCCUGCCGAGCGGCCGCCGCUGGCAACAGAUGAGAAGAUCCUUAAUGGCCUAUUCUGGUACUUCUCGGCCUGUGAAAAAUGCGUGUUGGCCCAGGUGUGCCGGGCCUGGCGACGAGUGUUGUACCAGCCCAAGUUCUGGGCGGGCCUCACGCCCGUGCUGCACGCCAAGGAGCUGUACAACGUGCUGCCUGGUGGCGAGAAGGAAUUUGUCAACAUGCAGGGCUUUGCUGCCCGCGGCUUUGAGGGCUUCUGCCUUGUCGGCGUCUCUGACCUGGACAUCUGCGAGUUCAUCGACAACUAUGCGCUCUCUAAGAAGGGGGUCACGGCCAUGAGCCUGAAGCGCUCCACCAUCACUGAUGCCGGCCUUGAGGUCAUGCUAGAGCAGAUGCAAGGGGUCGUACGCCUGGAGCUGUCCGGCUGCAACGACUUCACUGAGGCAGGGCUGUGGUCCAGUCUGAGUGCACGCAUCACCUCAUUGAGCGUGAGCGACUGCAUCAAUGUGGCUGACGACGCCAUCGCGGCCAUAUCACAGCUGCUGCCCAACCUGGCCGAACUGAGCCUGCAGGCCUACCACGUGACGGACACGGCACUGGCUUACUUCACAGCGCGCCAGGGUCACAGCACACACACGCUGCGCCUGCUCUCCUGCUGGGAGAUCACAAACCACGGCGUGGUCAACGUGGUGCACAGCUUGCCCAACCUCACAGCACUCAGUCUGUCAGGCUGCUCCAAGGUCACGGACGACGGCGUGGAGCUCGUGGCCGAGAACCUGCGCAAGCUGCGCAGCCUCGACCUCUCCUGGUGCCCGCGUAUCACCGACAUGGCGUUGGAGUACGUGGCCUGCGACCUGCACCGCCUGGAGGAGCUGGUGCUGGACAGGUGCGUUCGCAUCACCGACACCGGCCUCAGCUACCUGUCCACCAUGUCGUCUCUCCGCAGUCUCUACCUGCGAUGGUGCUGCCAGGUGCAGGACUUCGGGCUGAAGCACCUGCUGGCCAUGAGGAGCCUGCGGCUGCUGUCUCUGGCAGGCUGCCCGCUGCUCACCGCUGCGGGGCUCUCCGGCCUGGCGCAGCUGCAGGAGCUGGAGGAGCUGGAGCUGACCAACUGCCCGGGGGCCACGCCCGAACUCUUCCAGUACUUCUCGCAGCACCUGCCCCGCUGCCUCGUCAUCGAGUAG